ACUCAUCGAGUAUUCGUAUCUUAGCAUUGUGCCACGUUACAGGCAAACGACAUAACAAUUACCAUCGCAACGUACCAUCCUGACUUCAGUCUUCGAACAUCGUCUACGACUUUGGCGCUAUGUCUCCGCAGCUGCUUGUUAUCACCGGUGUCUCAGGGCAUGUGGGCUUCCGUGUGCUUGUUGAAGCUAUCAGCAGAGGGUACAAUGCACGAGCGGUGAUCCGCAAUGCAUCACAGACCGAUCAAAUCAAGGCCACCGAUUCAGUGAAGCCGUACUUGACCCAGGUUGAGUUCGCAGUAGUCCCAGACCUGCUCGUUCCAGGUGCCUUCAAUGGCGUACUUGACGGCGCGGACGGUGUAGUCCACGCUGCCUCUCCACUUCCUUCAGCAAGCCAGGAAUUUAAGCGCGUCCUGAUUGAACCAGCCGUUAACGCAACCUUGGGCAUUCUCAAGGCGGCAAAGAAGGUCUCGAAAAUCAAGAGAGUUGUUAUUACCUCUUCGAUCGCUUCUCUUAUAACCUGGGACUACCUUGUAUCAUCUGAUAUCACGAGAGUGUUCACUGUGCGAGACACUUACACCCCAACCAACCUUAACAGUCCCUUCGCAAACGCCAUGGACGCUUACGGUGUCUCAAAGGCAGCAGCCCUUGCCACCACGGAGCGCUUUAUGCAGGAAGAGAAGCCGCACUUUGAAGUUGUCAGCAUUCUACCCAGCAUGGUGAUCGGAAAAAACGAGCUGAACCGCACGACCGAGGAUAUCGGUAAAGGCAGCAACGGCACCACCCUUGGCGUUCUGCUAAACAACAGGAGCGAAACCCCAAGUCUCGGUGUGUCCGUCCACGUAAACGACGUGGCAAGAGCACAUAUCGACGCGCUGGACCCUGCGAUCCAGGGCAAUCGCAACUACCUCUGCUCUUCGGGCGGAGUCGAGGGCACCACCUGGGAGAACGCCAAGGAUAUCGUCAGACGGAACUUCCCCAAGGCCGUGGCUGACGGCAUUUCCCCCCUUGAGGGGAGCCAGCCUUCGCGGCCUAUUCGCCUAGACUCGUCUGAUACGGAAGAAGUCUUUGGGUGGAAGUUUGCAAGCUUUGAGGAGCAGGAUAUGCUGACAACAACGUGUUCUUUGGUGAAGGAACCCCAUAUGCAAGAGGACACGCUGGUCAACGAUGAUCAACUUGCGAAUCGGCGAGCGCGUGGAAGACGGGCUCCGCAGGAGUUCCGCCAGAGACAGAUUGACACCAUCAACGAGCUCCAGGCCAGCAAAGAGUCCAUGCAGGCCGCCAUCGCCUCAAUAGCGCGCGCUGCGGCUCAGCAGGACAGCGCUGGAAUGUCUGCAGCAGUGCGCGACGCGUGUCGACUCGCUGGGGUCGAAAUACCCCAAGAGCCAGGCUUGUCCCGUGUAGACUCCCCGAGUUAUGCUAAAUCUCAUCAUCAAUCGGGAAGAAUGUCGCCAACACUCGGCUAUGGCCUCUGGUUCGGCCCCGAGACUUCCAUCCCAAUCGAGUAUCCGCCCAUGGACAUUGUUCCAUAUCUCCAAGACGGCUCUUCGCUCGCCAUCACUGUGUUCUGGACCAGCCUCUCCUGGGGCUUCCAAAUACUCGGCGCCGCGCUCGGAGGCAACGUUGAGGCGGUGGCUACAGCCCAAAACAUAUUCAGUGCUAUUAUCUCCACCAGUCCUGGCCGAGAUGUCUUGAACGGCAUCCACGCCCGCCUGAUAUAUCGCAAGACGGGGACGAUUGAUCGAGACCAUCCCGGCAACAAGCCAGAGCAGGCCCCAGGGAUGUUGGUAGCCAUGGCCAGGUUAUGCGAAAACAACGGCACCCCAUUAGAGACUUUCCUAACGCCCAUUGCGAUGGAGGAUCUGCUGAGGAACAGGCUAGGUCCUGCUUACGAUAGGAAAGGGCUGGUUCAGAUGAUGACUAGAAGUAGUAUAUGUCUCGGGGACGGGCCACGGUGGCCAACUGAGAAGGCGGAGGACGUGGUUACGUAUUGGGCUCAUAGCGCCGGUGUACAUGUAUGUUGA
Molecule: messenger RNA, 2021 nt
Organism: Fusarium redolens
Lineage: Eukaryota; Fungi; Ascomycota; Sordariomycetes; Hypocreales; Nectriaceae
Exons: 9
Coding region: 120-2021 (633 amino acids)
Molecular function (GO): oxidoreductase activity, acting on the CH-OH group of donors, NAD or NADP as acceptor
Source: RefSeq, a predicted model, not a curated record